Molecule: messenger RNA, 603 nt
Organism: Adineta ricciae
Lineage: Eukaryota; Metazoa; Rotifera; Eurotatoria; Adinetida; Adinetidae
Source: the annotation of a GenBank genome assembly
AUGCAACCUACGCUACGCGCUCUUUCAACAAACCACCUGUUCUUGAUUUUGACAGUUUGGUAUUUAGUAUUCACUACCAUUGAUCGAUGGUUUAUGAACGCGAUAUCCAUUCAAAGUCAAUACAUAAUGUACAUAUCGAACUGUUGCAUUAGCCAUUUUAUUUACAAUAUAAUUAUCGAUGUUGCUUUACAAAGUCAAAUAUUAAGUGCUGCAUUUUUUGCUGGUUCAUCCCCGGGCAUUGCAGCUUACGCAUGCGGAUCCGUCGAUUCUUUUAGUUCAUACACAAAAAUCUAUUCUAUAUCACGAACUUUUAUCCAAGCUCUUUGUAACUGUCUGAUCCCAAUCACUUUGAUGCUUAUUGGCAGCUUGAACGGAGCUGCAAAUCAUGGUUUUAUCAGUCGCAGUGGCAUAACAACACUCGCAGAAUUGGUUCAAAUGCAUCAAGACUUAUAUAAUGUAGGUUUAGACCUAGCUAUUGUUUUAGCAACAGUUACUGUGGCACUUGAUGGUGAUAUUCUAACUGGUAAGUUAUUCAUUGGAAAAGAAUCAUCAGCUGUUCCAGGACUUUUACGUACACUGGGCGAACUAAAUGCGCACAAUUGA